UAAAGGAAAAUCUGGGUAUAUAUCUUUUUUCUUCAGCGUUUCGUUCGGGCGGGCUCCCCGGGCCACCCCCCACUGGGCCGUGGCGAGCGAUGGGAGCUUCCAGCAGGAGGGCGGGGGCGGAGGGAGAGGCUCGGGACGGCGCCCGGAGGACUCGGGAGUCCCAGCCCGCAGCUGCCUGCAAGUCUCCAAUUCCCGCAGCCCCACCAUGAGCCAGCAGGCCCCACGGGGCAGAGAUCCGCGACAGCUUCGCCCCGUGUGUGUCCUGCUACAUGACCGGCAGCAGCUCAGGUUCAACGUCGGGGUGAAAGCCACGGGACAGGAACUCUUCCAGCAAGUAUGUGCUGCACUGAACAUUAAAGAACCUCACUUUUUUGGCCUCAGUGUUGUCCAAAACAAUGAGUACAUGUUCAUGGACCUGGAACAGAAGCUCAGCAAAUACUUCCUGAAGGAUUGGAAGAAGGAGAUUGGUCAAGAAAACAAGAAGCCCAUCCCUCCUUUCAUUGCCUUCUUCCGAGUCCAGUACUACGUGGAAAAUGGAAGGGUUAUAACCGACAAGGCAUCCAGACAUCUAUACUACUGCCACCUCAAGGACCAAGUGCUGAGAUCCCAGUGUCCCCACAAGGAGGAAAUCUACUUCCUGCUGGCCGCUUAUAGCCUGCAGGCCGACCUGGGCAACUACCGAGCGGCUGCCCACGGGGGCAAGUACUUCGAGCCUCACGCCUAUUUCCCACAGUGGAUCAUUUCCAAGCGGGGCAGCCCAUACCUGCUGCAGCAUGCCCCGGAGGUGCAUCGUGACCAGCGAGGGCUGACCGCCAGGGAGGCCGAGCUCAGGUUCAUCCAGGAGGCCUGCCUGCUGGACGACGUGCCCGUGCACCUCUUCAAGCUGCGGAAGGACAAGAAAGAAGAGCGACCCACCGUUGCCCUGGGAUUGACAUUAAAUGGAAUCCACAUUUAUGAGGAGGUGGGGCGUGUUCGACAGCUGGUCUGUGACUUCCCCUGGUCCCACGUGGGGAAGCUGGCUUUCCUGGGGAAGAAGUUUGAGAUCAGUCCAGAUGGGCUGCCUUCUGCCCGCAAGCUGGUCUUCUACACGGGCUGCCCCGUCCGCUCCCGCCACCUGCUCCAGCUGCUCAGUAGCAGCCACCAGCUCUUCCUACACCUCCAGCCCCUGCUGAGGAAACUGCGUCAAAUCGAGGAGGCCGAAGAGAAGAAACACUACCGGGAGUCGUACAUCAGCGACACGCCAGACGGGGACCAGUCCUCCCCGGGCAGCGUCGACAGCGGAGGGGCCGAGGGCGGCGGGCUGACGAGGAGGAGGAGAAGCAGGAGCCCCCCACAGCUGGACUCCUGUCGAGGCUCUGCGCGCAGUCGCCGGUCCUCCGGGAGCGAGGCGGGCUCGGGGCAGCGGCCGUCCGGCGAGAUGAGCGUGGACGGACCCAGCUCCAGCAGCGACGGCGACGCCCUGGGGAGAGGCGACGAGGCCCAGAGGAGAGGCGACGAGGCCCCCGACGGCCACAAGUUGGGGCCAGCGUCGGAUAAGCCUGGGGACACUGCCUGGGGACACCCCUGGGACUGGGGCCAGCGGGACAGGUCAGCUGAUGGGCUAUCUGUGGAUGGCCCUGCCUUUGGCCAGCUGAACAGCUGUGGAGGCCCACUGCAGGAUGCCAUCGCUGUGGUUCACAUUACUCUGCUGAAAACCAGGGGACAGAGUGCAGAUGCUCUCCAUCAGAUCAGCGCGGAAGGAAGCCGGACCUGCCGGGACUCCCACAGCCGCAGUUUGGAUGACGUCCGUCUUGGCCGGUGCCAGGGCCAACUCUCGCCCCCGGGCCCCGCCCUGACCUCCCCCGCCUCCCACAGCUACACCUUCGGCUGUGUCCCAGAGGACAAAGCACUUGCCUCCAGCCCUGCCCACCAACUGGCUGGGGAUGGGACCCAGGGGGACCUGUACAGGAGGAGGUCUGGCCACUGCAUGUCCCUGAGCCUCCUGGGGGAUGACCAGCUCCCGGAGGAAUUUGCCGUGUAGGCAGGGAGAUGCUGGGGCCACCUCCUACUCUGUGCUGGCGUCCCUCUCCCUUCCGCUCCCCGCCCCAUGUGGAUCCCACCAGGGCCCUGACGGACCCUACCCCAUCUCCGGCCCGGUCACCUGCCUCCAGUCACUUUAGUGUGUGACACGGCCGGCGGGCCAUUCCAGAGAGUUUGGUGGCUGGCAGGUUCAUGUUCGGGUGUCGCCUGUCACACCUGAGUGGGAUGGGAAGACCCCAUUAGCCCAGACUCGCUUGUCUGCUGCCUGAGUUUCUGCAUCUUCUACUGGGAUAACCAGCCGGUUUCCGGCUGCUGAGCUGGAUAUGGGGAAGAAUCCCAGGAAUCCCUUCCGGGUGCACCUCUCAGGAAGAUGGUGCAAUGUGUUGGGGUGAUGAUGCGGGUGGGAGGCCAGAUUGGUGCUCGAUAUUGACCUCUCCCCCACCCCCCCGCAAGAACUCUAGACCCCAUCCUGCCUGUUUUGGAGGGGGGUGGAGUUGCCCUUUUUGUAACAUGCCCAGUUCUGCCAUUCUGGAACAGGGGGUCAUAGGGUACCAUUCCUAGCAGUAUGUCUUCAGAAUCUGGGGCUCGGGCGGCCAGCUGAGAUGCCCCCUCGGUCCUGAGAGCAGAGUGGUCUCCGGGGAGGCACCAGCGCCCCUUCUGGGCAGAUGAAUUGGCUCUACUACCCUCCUUCCUCCAGCCUAUUGACUUCUCCUCCCUCUCAGAACCCAGUGUUCCCUUUCCCAGUUGUUCCUAGGGCUGCGCAGGUAUGGGGUUCCUGGUCUCGAACAUUGCUGGCGGGCCAGUGGGGGGGUACCCCCUCGCUUUCCCUCCACCCCAGGAUGACCACCCCUCUUCUCCACGGCCCAGCCCACUAGGACUACCGAGAAAGCCAGCAUAAUAUGGGUGGGGCUAUGCUCUAGGGCUCUCUGGUGUUGCAGAGAGGGAUGAGGAGGGAGGCUUCAGUCACCAUCCCCCUGGGAUUCCCAGGACACCUUGGAUGCAGGCGGGAAGGGAUGGACUCUGUCCUUGUGGACCCCUGCCGCUCCCUGCCCCAAGCAGCCAACUUUCUGCUCGCAAGGGUGCCCGAGUCCCACUGCAGAAAGGCUUGGCUCCUGCCCAUGGUUACAAGCCCACACCUCAUCCUCAAUGCCCAGCAACGGGCAGGGGCAACGCUGUCCAGACCUUUCCCCCAUCGCCCACUCCCCUGGCCAUUCUCUACGGAAUUAUUUGAGCACCUCCUCCUCCCCCGAGAAGAGCCCACGGACCCCGAGCAGACCACCUUGCUUGCCAAAAUGGCCACCAGCCCCCAGACCACUCUCACAAUCUUCCUGGAUCAGGCCGGAAGGUUGGACGGGGCAGCCGCCACCCUGAUAUUCAAUCUCCAUCCCCUUGGGAAACAGUGGUCCAGGCUGGGGCCUCAGUGGUCCAUGGCCUCUCCUUCAACUGCCAGUCGAAAGGUUACGUGCCCCCAGAGCCUGAAGCCACCGGUGACAGCUUCGGUCAAACCUUGGCUUUGGCCGAAGGCUAGUGAAAGCCAUCCCUCCCCUUAGGCCAGCCGGCUCUCCUAAUGGAGUCGUCUCGAGUGCUUGCUUGUGGAAAGUGGGAGAAGGGCUCCGGCCAGGUAAGGCCGUGACACCUGGGACCUUUUAGCUUCUGACAGGUACCUCGGCCCACGGCGUCGGCGACACCGCGGGUUGUAAGUGCCGUCCGGUUUCCCCAGGCUCCCUCCCCUGGCCAUAGACCACCCCUCAGGAGGAACUGGGCUCUGGCACUGGCAGGCCCAGAUGGGCCCAGGAUGACUGCCUCCCCCCCCCACCCCACCCCACCAGGUCAACGAGCUGCUCUGGAGCUAAGGUGGGCCCUGGGAUGGCUUGGUGGGGAUUUCAUUCCUAAAAGGGCAGUUGGGGCAGGAGAAAAAUCUACGCUGCUACCUUUCUUUUGAAGGGUCCCACUUGCAGGGCCGGGGAGAUCCCAGAUAUCUGGUGAAAUGGUCUCUGUGCUGGACACAAAGACUCCAUCCCAUGGGCUGUGAGGGUUUGGUGGGGGGCGGGAGGGGUCUUGUGGGGCUGUGUCUCCCCCUCAGACCAGCACUGGACCCAGUCACACUGCGGCGGGCUUGUCUCUGCAGGACAAGACUGCCAAACUACCUUUGCCGGAAUCAACCUCUUCUUCAUGUUGGAAAGUAUUAAGACGGCAUCGCUGUAAAACCAUUAUCAUACCUACCUUUGAAUCCCUGCAGGUUGAUCAGGGGUGUACAUGUUGAAUUUUGUGCCGAGAGGUUCCUCUUUUUCCGAGAACAUACCGGUUUGGAGGAACAGCCCGACAACAGGCCGCGGGGUUCCCUGGUGUCAUAUCCUCUCUGAAGGACGUUCCUUUCUGUGAAAGGCAUUCAGGGAUAGGAUCUGCGUGCCAAUAAAGAACCUGUAAACAGC
This is a messenger RNA of Ornithorhynchus anatinus (platypus), 4451 nucleotides long. It is a transcript of the gene FRMD1, whose product is annotated as FERM domain containing 1. Gene Ontology annotation, cellular component: cytoskeleton; cytoplasmic side of apical plasma membrane. The record is from RefSeq and is a predicted model, not a curated record. Bases 206 to 2020 code for a protein of 604 amino acids. Gene Ontology annotation, biological process: positive regulation of hippo signaling. The transcript has 14 exons. Lineage: Eukaryota; Metazoa; Chordata; Mammalia; Monotremata; Ornithorhynchidae.